This is a messenger RNA of Acipenser ruthenus (sterlet), 1523 nucleotides long. RefSeq names its product protein ABHD13. Bases 408 to 1421 code for a protein of 337 amino acids. Gene Ontology annotation, cellular component: membrane. Gene Ontology annotation, molecular function: palmitoyl-(protein) hydrolase activity. The record is from RefSeq and is a predicted model, not a curated record. The transcript is spliced from 2 exons. NCBI's taxonomy places the organism in Eukaryota, Metazoa, Chordata, Actinopteri, Acipenseriformes, Acipenseridae.
GAAACCGUCCACUUAAUUGAACCCCCUGGAACAGAGAACAACAUCAUCAGUAAAACAUACACAAAUACACACUUUAAAGAAAAGAAAACAUAGAAAAUAGAACUAAAAUAAGAAAACUACAGGCCGCACACGAUUGUUACAAUAAAAUUGCAGGUUUUAUGUGUUUGUCUGAGUUUCUUAUAGUUAGUUCAGUGCAUAUUUGUUGUCACUCGGAACAGUUUCAAGGCUCACUGCGGUAGCCGUGAGUGUCAGGAAGCAGCAUCUCGCGUAGAAACACAACUCAGGAGAGUCACAAAAUCAAACCAUAUAUAUUUAAUAUUCUGUGGGGCGACAAUCGCAGUCUUCGGGAGGAUGAGAAAUAAAACACACAUGCUGUAAAAGGUUAUUCUUCUGAAAAAGAAACUACAAUGGAAAAGUCAUGGAGGUUGUGGACCAUUGCUCAAAAGUGGUUGUUAAAUUUGGCGUCGUGGUCCUGGGGGCUGUGCCGCAUCUCACUGCUGGCUCUGAUUUUAACUUUUCAUCUGUAUGGUGGCUUUAUGUUACUUGCACUGAUACUUGCUUCGGUAGCAGGUAUAUUGUACAAAUUCCAAGACGUGCUGCUGUAUUUUCCCGAUCAGCCUUCCUCUUCUCGCUUGUAUGUUCCUGUGCCUACUGGGAUCCCACAUGAAAACAUCUUUGUAAAAACCAAAGACGGUGUACGUCUUAAUCUCAUUCUUCUUAGGUACACUGGUGACAAUCCAGCAUUUUCACCCACCGUUAUCUACUUCCACGGGAAUGCUGGCAACAUUGGUCACCGCAUACCCAAUGCACUGUUAAUGCUGGUCAACUUGAAGGUGAACGUAAUACUGGUUGAUUACAGAGGUUAUGGCAAAAGUGAAGGUGAAGCAAGUGAAGAUGGGCUGUAUUUAGAUUCCGAAGCUGUGCUGGACUAUGUCAUGACCAGACCAGACAUAGAUAAAACUAAAAUCAUUCUGUUUGGCCGCUCAUUAGGAGGAGCAGUAGCUGUCCAUCUGGCAUCUGAAAAUCCCCAUCGGAUCUCUGCCAUAAUGGUAGAAAAUACAUUUCUUAGCAUCCCCCACAUGGCCAGUACUUUGUUUUCUUUCUUUCCAAUGAAAUAUCUUCCACUCUGGUGCUACAAAAACAAAUUCCUGUCCUACAAGAAAAUUGCACAGUGCAGGAUGCCUUCACUUUUCAUCUCCGGACUGUCUGACCAGCUGAUUCCACCAGUCAUGAUGAAGCAGCUGUAUGAACUUUCUCCGUCCCGGACUAAGAGGUUUGCCAUAUUUCCAGAUGGCACUCACAACGACACCUGGCAGUGCCAAGGAUACUUCACAGCCAUUGAACAAUUCAUUAAAGAACUUAUACAAAACCAUUCUCAUGAAGAAACAACGAUAGCAGUGUCAAAUGUAACAAUUAUAUGAAUUGGGCUUUCUGAUAAUGCAUCGUUUUGUGAAAAGUGGUAACAGAAUGUAACUUUUUAUGUGUAUUUUAUGGGGGUGAGAUUAAACUCAAACUGCUAUUUA